This is a messenger RNA of Drosophila erecta, 1062 nucleotides long. It is a transcript of the gene mRpL19, whose product is annotated as 39S ribosomal protein L19, mitochondrial. Gene Ontology annotation, cellular component: ribosome; mitochondrial large ribosomal subunit. NCBI's taxonomy places the organism in Eukaryota, Metazoa, Arthropoda, Insecta, Diptera, Drosophilidae. Gene Ontology annotation, biological process: translation. The record is from RefSeq and is a predicted model, not a curated record. Gene Ontology annotation, molecular function: structural constituent of ribosome. Bases 99 to 1019 code for a protein of 306 amino acids. The transcript is spliced from 2 exons.
GAUAACUAUGCUAUCGCCAUCGCUGGUGCCAGCUGAUAAUCGUGCGGCAUGAUUAUCUAAACAUUCAUUUGUUUCAGCGAAUCCCAAAAGCUAUUAAAAUGAACUUGAGCACGAGAUUUACGCUGAAUAGAUUAUCGCAGCAGUGUGUCUACAAGCGAAUUGUCACCUUCUCCACCAAAACUGCGGAACAUGUAAUUGAAAAUCAGGAGGAACAGAAAAAAGAGGCUCCGCCUACCACGCCGCCUCCACCAGUGAACCGGAAGCCCAUCAUUCCGGCAAAUUAUCGGUUUGUUUACCCAGAAUUCCUGCCCGAUCCGAAGGUGGAGUGGCGUAACCUCGUUCGCGAAAAACUGGAGCGACUGGACAUGCUGGAUCGUCGCAAACAGAUCGAUCUGCCCGAGUUCUACGUCGGAUCUGUGCUGGCGGUGACUAGUUCCGAUCCUCAUGCUGCAGGGAAAACCAGUCGAUUUGUUGGCAUCUGUAUCAAUAGGGAUCGCUGUGGACUGCGCGCCCGCUUUAUCCUUCGCAACGUGAUCGAUCACCAGGGCAUGGAGGUGGUCUACGAGCUGUAUGAUCCCACCAUCCAGAAGAUCGAGGUGUUGCGGCUAGAGAAGCGACUGGAUGACAGUCUCUUCUACCUACGGGACGCUCUUCCGGAGUACAGUACUUUUGACGAGAACAUGGAGGCGGAACCGCUAGAGGAGGGUGCUCCGGUGCCGGUGAACGACAUUAAGGUGGUGCUCCGUCCGCGACCAUGGCUAGAGCGUUGGGAGCGACAGAAUCUGCGUGGUGUGGCCAACAUCGAUGAGUACCUGAAAGACAAGCAUCGCCUGUCGGCGGCUAAGGUGCAAAAGCCAUGGGAGAAGUACGACAUGAUGAAGGACUACCGCAGCUCGAUUGCCGAGGAGGAACAGACAGAGAUCUUCGCCGAGGUGCACACGGAACUGCACACCAUGGAGCUGCAGCGAAAACGCAACAAGCGCAAGCGCACUUUCAUUAAGCCAAAGCAGCUGGCGUAAUUGCAUUUGUUGUCCAUUUUAUAGAAUAAAAAUUUCAAAAAAA